Messenger RNA from Coffea eugenioides, 1500 nucleotides. RefSeq names its product polyubiquitin. The transcript is spliced from 2 exons. The record is from RefSeq and is a predicted model, not a curated record. Gene Ontology annotation, molecular function: protein tag activity; ubiquitin protein ligase binding. NCBI's taxonomy places the organism in Eukaryota, Viridiplantae, Streptophyta, Magnoliopsida, Gentianales, Rubiaceae. The coding region runs from base 90 to 1235 and encodes 381 amino acids. Gene Ontology annotation, biological process: modification-dependent protein catabolic process; protein ubiquitination. Gene Ontology annotation, cellular component: cytoplasm; nucleus.
CAUUGAUCCUUCCUAAAAUUUUCCAUCCAUUUCUUUUUAUUUUUUAAUAAAAAAAGUCUUAUCUGGUAUUCUGUUUCUCCUCUCACAAGAUGCAGAUCUUUGUGAAAACCCUUACUGGAAAGACCAUAACCCUUGAAGUUGAAAGCUCUGAUACUAUUGACAAUGUGAAGGCCAAGAUCCAAGACAAGGAGGGCAUCCCUCCGGACCAGCAAAGGCUGAUCUUUGCCGGGAAACAACUCGAGGAUGGUCGUACCCUGGCUGACUACAACAUUCAGAAGGAAUCCACCCUUCAUUUAGUUCUGCGUUUGAGGGGAGGGAUGCAAAUUUUUGUUAAGACUCUUACAGGGAAGACAAUUACCCUGGAGGUUGAAAGCUCUGACACCAUUGACAAUGUCAAGGCUAAGAUCCAAGACAAGGAGGGUAUUCCUCCUGACCAGCAAAGGCUGAUCUUUGCUGGAAAACAACUCGAGGAUGGUCGUACACUGGCUGAUUACAAUAUUCAGAAGGAAUCUACACUUCAUCUGGUGCUCAGGCUUCGUGGUGGAAUGCAAAUUUUCGUUAAGACUCUUACUGGAAAGACCAUAACCCUGGAGGUGGAGAGUUCUGAUACAAUUGACAAUGUGAAGGCUAAAAUUCAAGACAAGGAAGGGAUCCCACCAGAUCAGCAGAGGUUGAUUUUUGCUGGUAAACAGCUUGAGGAUGGCCGGACUCUUGCAGAUUAUAACAUCCAGAAGGAGUCAACCCUUCACUUGGUCUUGAGGUUGAGAGGAGGAAUGCAGAUAUUUGUAAAGACAUUAACAGGGAAGACCAUUACCUUGGAGGUUGAGAGUUCUGAUACUAUUGACAAUGUUAAGGCAAAAAUUCAGGAUAAGGAGGGAAUCCCACCGGAUCAGCAAAGGUUGAUAUUUGCUGGUAAGCAGCUUGAAGAUGGCCGCACUCUUGCUGAUUAUAACAUUCAGAAGGAGUCAACGCUUCACUUGGUGCUUAGGUUGAGGGGAGGAAUGCAGAUAUUUGUGAAGACUUUGACCGGAAAGACAAUCACUUUGGAGGUGGAGAGCUCAGAUACCAUUGACAAUGUGAAAGCCAAAAUCCAGGAUAAGGAAGGUAUCCCACCUGACCAGCAGAGGCUGAUCUUUGCUGGCAAGCAAUUGGAGGAUGGUAGGACUCUGGCUGAUUAUAACAUCCAGAAAGAGUCCACUCUUCACCUUGUCCUGCGUCUUCGUGGUGGCUUCUGAAUGUUGCUGAUAAUUUGUUGAAGGCUGUCUUGCUGUUGGAAUUUACAUAAACCCUGUUAUAGUUUGCUUUACCCUGUGUCUUUGCUGCCCAAGUCAUGGGGACUGGCUUGUUAAAGCCUUCUGUAGUUUUCGUUUGGUGGGAUUGGAUGGUGGUGUUAUAUUGUCAUGGGAAUUUAUGGUGGUGUUAGCUGUUUCUAAAUAAAAGUUGGAAUUUCUAAAUGCUUUUGUGUAAAUAUAUAGUCGCUGAUUAAACUGCCAUGGUCUA